AUGGCCGAGCCCUGGUGGCGUCGCUGGGGGCCUGCGGAUAUCCGCUCUGGUUGUCGGGAGCCUGCCGGAUCGUGCGUGGCUCCGGCGCCGUACACACUUCUCAGCAAGUUGAGUAAAGCUGAGAGAGUAAACAUUAUGGUCACAGCCGGCAACACCCGUAUGGAAUCUGAACCUUCCAUCUCAACUCGGACCCUUUCCGCAGCUUGCCCGUGCACAGGGCACCUUCUCGGCACUAUAUAUACAAGUUCCCGUACGCACACUGUCACCGCCUCCUCACAAUUGAAGUUAAACAACGGUUUAGCUCAGCGGUAUUGUGAGAAGGACCGGUUGGACACCAAUCGAAAGAGGACCGGUUCGACUCCCCCUCGCGGCGCAAAACUCUAA
Chaetomium globosum CBS 148.51 is the source of this 384-nucleotide messenger RNA. RefSeq lists its product as uncharacterized. The record is from RefSeq and is a predicted model, not a curated record. The transcript is spliced from 3 exons. Bases 1 to 384 code for a protein of 127 amino acids. Lineage: Eukaryota; Fungi; Ascomycota; Sordariomycetes; Sordariales; Chaetomiaceae.